Molecule: messenger RNA, 844 nt
Organism: Limulus polyphemus (Atlantic horseshoe crab)
Lineage: Eukaryota; Metazoa; Arthropoda; Merostomata; Xiphosura; Limulidae
Product: sodium- and chloride-dependent GABA transporter 2-like
Exons: 3
Biological process (GO): sodium ion transmembrane transport
Cellular component (GO): membrane
Source: RefSeq, a predicted model, not a curated record
UUCGAACCCGCAGAUUUGUGAGUCGAGCACCCUAACUAACUGUCCAUGCCGAGCCAUAUAAUAGGGAUAAACAUGAAACAGAAUAUUUAAUAAAACGUAUUCUCUGAUGUGUAUUUACGUAAUUAUCACUUUACCUAUAUGUGUGUGUGUCUGCGGCCAUACAUAAAUAUAUCUUAAUAUAGUGUUCACUUAACAGUUUAUUUUGUUGUCUCCUUACAGCUAUCGUUUGUAUUAAAGUUAUCUCCUUGAACAAAGUAGCUCCUGAAAAUGAAAAAUCAGAAACAGUCAGUUUGGAAAAAGGAGUGAAGGAGAUCGUGACACCGGAUGAAAUGAACCAGUUCGUAACAAAGCCAGAUGAGGAGAAGAUUGAACCAGAACGUGGGGAAUGGGGAGGAAAACUGGGCUUUCUUUUAAGUUCUAUAAGCUACGCUGUCGGUCUUGGCAACGUAUGGCGGUUUCCAUACUUGUGUUAUGAAAAUGGUGGAGGGGCAUUUUUGUUUCCCUACCUGAUCUGUUUAAUCUUGUGUGCUGUUCCUGUCUUCUUCCUGGAAGUGGCCAUUGGUCAGUAUCUCAGCAUUGGUGGUAUAGGCGUCUGGAAUUUAGUACCUAUCUUUAAAGGAAUUGGCUUUGCUUCAAUGACCAUCGUUUGUCUCUGUAAUAUCUAUUACGUGGUGAUAAUAGCUUGGACGUUAUUCUACCUCGUGUCCUCAAUGACGUCACAGCUGCCGUGGGAAACGUGUGGUAAUUGGUGGAACACUGAAAACUGUGUGAAAGAAGGAACCAACAUUACCGGACUGAAUAUUACAGCCGCUGAAACAGAAUCCCCUAUUAUUGAAUUCUGGGA